This is a messenger RNA of Racocetra fulgida, 255 nucleotides long. NCBI's taxonomy places the organism in Eukaryota, Fungi, Glomeromycota, Glomeromycetes, Diversisporales, Gigasporaceae. The record is from the annotation of a GenBank genome assembly.
AAAGGAGCAACGCAAGGGAUCAAGAUUGCCGUAGACAAUUGGCUUUAUUCCAACGAUAAAAUUUAUGAACACGCUAUCAAAAAAGAGCUUGAAGCUCUUUGUCCGGACCGAAUGGAACGAUACAAAAAAGCUUCCAGAUGGGAGGCUUUAUUUUGCAAAAUUGAAAGCUUAGUAAUUGACGAAGAUGACAAAAUGUACCUUCAAAUGGUUGCUAAACGGGUUUUUGGAAGACAACCUACCAAAAAUCAGUAUGCG